This is a messenger RNA of Paramecium sonneborni, 1374 nucleotides long. NCBI's taxonomy places the organism in Eukaryota, Ciliophora, Oligohymenophorea, Peniculida, Parameciidae. The record is from the annotation of a GenBank genome assembly.
ACUAAAAUGAAUAAAAUCAUACAUGCUAGUUUGUAAAGAAACGAAUUCUAUAAUAAAAGGUAUAAUGUUAAAAAGAUUAUAUAAGUUACAUAGAGAAAUAAGUUUCAACUCAAACUUCAUCAAGUGAAAAGUCAUGUUAAAUGGAUACUGAGUUCGAUUGUGAAAUAAAUAAAAAAGUUUAAUCAACAGUAAAAAUAUAAUUUAAAUUUAAGUGUGAUUCUAGUGUAUAAGGGUACUCAUCUCAUGAAACAAACUUUAUGAAAUGUGAAAAUACACCUUAAAUACACUAAAAAAUGGAAUCUUUAUGUAUUGAUGAAGAAUCAUUUAAUUUGGAUGAAGUUCUUUUUAAUGAAUGUGAUAAUUUAAGUCAUAUAUCUGAAAAUGCAAAUAGUUGUGAAAAAUGGUAAGAAGAAUCCAUUCAUUGUUUUAUUUAUGAAUAAAAAGGAAAUGAAGAAGAGGAAGAAAGAAAAAUGAAAGAAAAUAACUAUUUUUAUGUAUUAAAGUAAAUGGAAGAGACAGUAAAAAUAGAGAGAAUUCCAGAAAAUUUAAAAAAUAUAAUGGAAAGUUUAAAAUUUAAAAUACUUUCUAUUGGACCUUUGAAAUUGUAAUGUUAAUAAGGUCAUUAAUGGGAAGCAAAAUUUGAUGAUUUAACUCAUGAGUAUCAAUGUAGAUAAUGUUAUGAAAUGUAAAUAAAUAAUAUAUCUAAGUAAAUAAUAAUAACAAAAAUCAAAGUUUAAUUAAUAGUAAUAAAAUCAAUCAGCUAAAAAACAUGGAAAAUGUAUACUAAAUUAAUAAUAUCCAGGAUAAACAAGAUGCAAAGAAUGUAAAUAGUAAUUAAAACAAUAAUUGAAAAAAUAAAAGUAAGAAAAUAUUAGAUAAACUAAUGAUAUGUAAGAAUUAAUACUAAAAUUAAAGGUAUGAGAAGCUGUAAAAUGAAUUAUAUCUAAAAGCUGUUAGAUUAUUAUCAUAAGGAAAUAAUGCUGAAAAAUAAAAAAUAAUAAGAGCUUUUAGAGAAACUGAAGUAGAAGUUGAUAAAGCUGCAUUGAAUCAUGCAAAUCGCUAUUGUGCAAGACAGGGAAUUAAUUCAUCAGAAUAAUUAUCAUAAAUAAUGGUUGUUUAUAAAAUGCUGCUGCUUCCUGAAGGAGCUUUAAAGAAAUAUGUUUAGAGUUAAUAAAGAGCAAUAUUAAAAUAAGAAUAUAAAAUAUAUGCUAAAUCAGUACAUCCAGAUAAAAAUUCACAUCCAUAAUGUUGUGUAGCAUUUUAAAAGCUUAAAAAGUUUUGGGUAGACAUACCCAAGACGGGUAUGAGUAGUGAUAUAAGUUCUUCUUAAUAAAAGUGAGCUACAUAACUUAAUCAGAAGUUUGAAGAAAUAUA